AUUUUCGGAGAUUUAUGAUUAAGGCCGAGUAUUAGUGACCAAUUUCGAGUAAAACAGAAGCCUACGCAAGGGUUUCGUUCGAAAACUUGAGUAGUCGGUUAUACACAAUUGCACUUAAGUAAUGUAAACUUUGGAAACGUUCUUCUGAAUUUGCCAUCCAGAUAUUCUUCAGUGUGCUUGAUGAUGCCUCAGUUGAUUGUGUAGCGGGGUUGUCGUGAGGAUAAACUCUAUAUAUCUGUCUCCUUUGUUUUUUUGAAAGACGAUGCCCCUGUUAAUUGUGUAGUGGCCAUUAGGAUAAACUUACCUUAUCUCUUACUACAAUCUUUGUUGAAGAGAUAUAAUUUUGAAGCGAGGAGAAAUGUGAAGGCUGAAAUGCGCUCGGCCCAGAUCAUCAUCAGAUAGAUGCAUGAUUCCCAGGCAUCGCUGCUUGAAACGUUCAUGAGAUAACGAGCAACAUGCUGACGUCAGUCGGGGGAUGAGGUCGAGGCAUCAGCACCUCGCCCUGUGGAUGAAGCCGCUCGACCGCGCAUGCGCACGCGCCCCCUUUGCUGCUGCUCCCUUAUCAAUCGUCGGUGGUGGCGGCGGGCAGGACAGACGAACUGGAGGUACCGCGCCUGGACUAUCUGUCGCCCAUGGUGGUGAGUGACAUGGUGGAGGUGCGAUGCCCUCUGGUCGUGGGCGUCGGGGAAAGCCUCGGUCCGUGUACCUACCUGGGCGGCGGCAAUGGCGGCGUCGGCAGCAGCCCAAUGGUGUCCCCUAGGACUUCCCCCAGGGUCAGUCCGCGCUCCUCGCCCAGGGCCAGUCCCAGGGCCAGUCCCAGGGCGAGUCCCAGGGCCAGCCCGAGAGCUAGUCCCAGGUCGACCCCUCGGAGGAGGUCCAGGGCGCAGUCGCGGGACGGCGUGCCCCUGGAGGAGCUGGUUGUUGUGUCUGUGCCGUGCAGGGAACUCAAGGUGGAGAACGUUCGGCUACUCGAUCGGUUUAGCAGUAGAAGGUCAACCGGGACCCUCUACCUCACUGCCACACAUCUCAUAUUCGUCGAUCCCGACGCCAAAAAGGAGACAUGGAUCCUUCACAUGCACAUCAGCGCCGUGGACAAGCUCCCUCUCUCGACCAAGGACUCUCCUCGCCAGGUCCGCUGCAAGACCUUCCUCUCCGUGACCUUUGGUCAUUCGAAGGAGAGGGAGAUUGCCAACGACAUCAUACAUACCUCGCUCCUCCAGCUGUCCCAACCAACACACCUAGAUGAUUUAUAUUGCUUCCACUACACUGCUAGCAAUGAUGACCAGCCCAAAAGAAGCGGCUGGGAUAUAUACAGUCCAGCAUCCGAAUACCAUCGAAUGGGUGUGCCAAAUGAGGCAUGGUCCCCCACUGCACUCAACCAUAAUUAUGAGAUAUGCGACACUUACCCACAAGAGCUGUAUGUACCUUCCUCAGCCCCGACCAAAGUUAUUCUUAGUAGUUCAAAAUUCAGAAGUAAGAGUCGGUUUCCAGUUCUCUCUUACCUCCAUAAGAAUCAGGCUGCCCUUUGUCGAUCUUCACAGCCCCUGUCAGGCUUCAGUGCAAGGUGUGAGGAAGAUGAACAGCUCUUGGACUGCAUUCUUCAGUCUAACCCAAAUUCGACAUAUAUGAUUGUUGUAGACACCAGACCAAAGAUUAAUGCAAUGGCUAAUCGUGCAGCUGGCAAAGGGUAUGAAAAUGAAGCUUACUAUGAGAACAUAAAGUUCCACUUCUCAGGAAUCGAGAAUAUUCAUGUCAUGCGAGCCUCCCUAGCUAAGCUCAUUGAAACUUGUCAACUAGUAACACCAUCUAUGGGUGGGUUUAUUGGAGGUGUUGAGUCAUCAGGUUGGCUAAAGCAUGUGCGUUCAGUCCUUGACACAGCGUCCUUCAUCACCAACUCCAUAAUGGAUGGCAUAAGUGUCCUAGUACAUUGUUCAGAUGGCUGGGACCGUACUGCUCAGACAUGUGCUCUGGCAGAGUUGUUGUUAGACCCUUACUACCGCACAACACAAGGAUUCCAGAUCUUGAUUGAGAAGGAGUGGCUAUCAUUUGGCCACAAGUUUACAGACAGAUGUGGACACAUCCAAGGAGACCCAAAAGAAGUUUCUCCAAUUUUCACACAAUUCAUUGAUUGUGUGUGGCAACUUCAGCAGAUUCUUCCAUCGGCAUUUGAGUUCAAUGAAAGAUACCUCUUGAUUCUUCAUGAUCAUGUGUAUUCUUCACAAUUUGGGACUUUUAUAGGCAAUUGUCAGAAAGACAGAAUUGACCUGAGGUUGUCAGAAAGGACAUAUUCUCUUUGGGGGUACAUAAAAUGCCAUGAAAGUGAGUACAGAAAUCCUCUCUAUAGAAGAGACUCGACUGCUGAUGUCCUGCGUCUUAACCUGUGCCCUCAGAGCAUCAAGUUUUGGCGUGGCAUGUAUAACAGGUUUGAAAAUGGUGUGCAUCCUCGUGAACCUUUGGGAGAUUUACUAGCUGCAACCACAGAGCAUGCUCAGGCACUCUCAGAUCAAGCAGAUUUUCUUACAAAGCGAAUUACAUGGAUGAAGAAUGAGUUGGAAAGAAAAGGCAAGAACUCCAGUAAAGCAGAUCCUGACAACAACUAUGAUAACAAAAUUCUCGAUGAAGAUCCUCAACAGAAUGGAGAGGUGAAAGGAAACUCAAUAAGUGUCUUUGGGAUGCAGGAAGUAGAAGAGUCAUUAGUGUCAGUAGGUGCAUUGACAGUAACGAACUCAGUAGAAUCUGGGAAUUCCCCAGAUAAGCUUUCACCCAGCUCAAACUACAGCUCAUAUCCACAGUUUAAAGGAAGUAGUAGAAAGUCUCUGGGUCAGUUGUCAACUUACCAAGCUGGGCAUGCAGUCUCCCCUGAGCUGGCUUCAGUAGCCUUAGACUGGAAAACUUUUAGAAAUGUCAGGGAAUGCUCUUGCUCUACUCCUUUUGAUCACUUCAGCAGAAAGUACCAUUGCUGGAGGUGUGGUGAAGUUUUCUGUACUCGAUGCAUAGAUAAGAAGGCAUCCUUGCCGGGACAUCUCAGUCAACAGCCUGUACCUGUUUGUCGACCAUGCUACAAAGAUGUAACACGCUCCAUUUCUGUAGACACUCCAUAGGACCUCCUUGUAUUGUAUUUUGCUUGUUGGUGGUGCAUUUAGGUAACCAUUGACGCAGUAAGUUAUGUGGGUUGUGUUUUUUAAUCAGAAACUUGUCAAAAUAAAGUUAGAUUUGAGAAUAGAACACUUGUUUUAAUUAAAAAAAAAAAUUAAAGCCACAGAUAUGAUUGUCAAGAAUCUCUGGAUUUUUGUACAUGACCCACAGUAUACUGAUCUGAUUUUGCUGAUUUGGAUGGCAUUUAAUUAAUUUCUGUGAUGAGCUUCAUCUUCAAUAACUCCCUCCCAUCUGAGUUUAGUGUGGACUUAAAAAAAGGAUUUUACUCCAAAAUACAGUAAUGACUUGUGUACAAUGAGAGAAGUUACUUAUAUCAUCAGCUUAAAUUAUUUUAAAUUGCUGUAUAAGUAAUAUUUACUAAAUUAAAUUCACAUAAAAUAGUUGACAAAACAUUUUUAAUUCCUCUUGGGAAAGUUUGUAUGUACACACAAAAAUUCAAGAACAUAACCAGAACGUUUUUCACAAAAAAAUUCAAAAACAUAAAACAUUUUUCACACUAGCAAAAUUCAAAUUUCAGUUUAAUCCAUCAUGCUAAGAGUAUAAAGCAUAUGUACAGUAUGUAUGAUUACAUUACUUGGGUGCAAUUAUGGUUGGACUUUUCCUUUAAAUUCUUUCGGAUGCCUAAAGAAUUGAUAAAUUUUUAAAAGGAAUUGGCAGAGAAACUUUUUAAGUCUUGACUAGUAUGAAAAUGACACUUAUAGGUAAUCAAAACAUCAGAUUAUCAGGUACUAACUGCUGAUAUCAAUUACACGUAUAUCCUGAAAUGCCACUGAAACUAGUGCUACCAUCUUGAUAAAAAUGUCAAAAUUGGCAUUUUCCCAUUGAAACCUCUCUGCUCUAGUUUAUAAGUGAAAUUAAUUUAGGGAAACGAAUAUUAAGAGUAAACUUGCAUUGGCCAAAGUACGUUCAAUAAUCCAACAAAACUGAAUGAACAUGACUUCCACAGAAUUACUUUAUGCGAACAUGCUUACAACUAUCAUGAAAAGGCAUUGAUAAAUCAUCAGUCAAGGUUCUCAGAAAAACCCUUAGUAUAUAUACGACUAACAUUUCUAAAACAUUUAAAACGCAACAUCAUCAUUAAUAUUUAGUACACCAGUUGCUCUAAUAAUGUAUGGACUAUUCCCCUAAAUAGUAGAAAAACCUCAAACUCACUUCCAGAAAUAAAAUCUCUUAUGGUAAGUUUAGUGGUUUGUACAAAUAACAUUCUGUAAAUAUACUAUGCAUCAUACAUUACUUGACUACUCAUGUAGCAAUGAACAAUUACAAAAACUUUUUAGAAUAUGUGAAGAAAGACUAAAAUAGUUAAGCUAAUGACAGUAACAACAGGAAAAAUAAUGCUUUAGGAAGGAAAGUAUAAAGCCUCUCAGAGUUGGCAAACAGAAAGCCAUGGAUACAAAUCCCCAUGAUGUACCGUAUACUAAUGUUACUUGAAUAAAGUCAACAACAUAUAAACAUGCUCAGGAAAAUAGCUACCAGCAAUCAAAAGUUAAAGGGAGCCAUGAUGUCAUUAAGCUGCACAUGCUACAGAAUUGGGUAAAAAUUUCUCUUACUAUAUACCUCUGCUGCCUGUCAACCAUAACAUGAAAACUACUUUCUACAGCAGAUGUUAUUUUUGGGCUCAGCCGUGUCGCUCCGUGAAAUGUGUCCUCUUUAGCACUAUUUCUAGUAAAAUAUUGCUAUGAUACCGUCAAAAUCCCUUUUUUCAGCUUAUUGCUAGCUUAUGUAUACACUAGCAAAUAACAGAAAAAGCCUAAAAUAGUUUGCACACUUAUUAAACUUAUUUUGAAUACAAUUUUUUUUUUUACAAGUGACCAAUUACUAGUUGUUUUGUACAGUGAUGAAAGUUUUAUGCAUGAGACUUAACUACAGAAAAAUACUUUUGAAAGUCAGUGUUAACCACCUUGAAAAACUAUAUAUUUUCAUUAACCACCAUUCAACAUAUAAAUUAUAUACUAUAUUAAAUACAGCAUAAUUAGAUGCACGAGGUACUAAAUUGAAGGACCCCGUAGAGGGGUACUACCAUUAGUGCACCAGACUUGGUACACUGUAGGCAUUACUUAAGGGUCUUUGCAGUCUCCCUUCACCCCCUAGCUGCAACCCAUUUUUACCUUUUACUGUACCUCCUUUCAUUUUCUUUUCCUUCCAUCUGACUUUCCACCCUCUCUAACAAUUGUUUCUAAGUGCAAGUGUGAGGUUUUCCUCCUGUUACAUCUUUUAAACGAGCCUCAUACGUUCCGGUGAUUGGCCUUUCGCCUAAAUUCUAGAUUCUAUUCUAGACUAAAGGAGUUACUUUUAUCCUAACUUCUAAUCAAUUUUACAACAGUGACUGGUACCAAGAAUCAGACAACUAUCGUUAAAUAUUACCUACAAUCGUAUCCUCCAUAACCUGUUAACAAAUCACAGUUACAUUUCAAAUGUAAUGUACCAACAAACACUAAACUUUAAACAUCUUACAUCUGAAGGUUAAAAGGAUUGACAGGAUCAAUAUACUGUCCAAAAGAGCCCAACUGUCAAUGUGUAACACAAGAAUGUUAUUACUGUAUCUCCUACUAUGUACUUACUCAGUAGACAUCCAAAAGUCUAUCGAUAAAUCAAUGACAUUAUAAUGAAAUAAUUUUUAUCGGACCACUAUUUGCAAUACACAGUAUGAAUGUAAAUAGGCAAAAUGCAAAUUCUGAUUUUUAACAGUAAUUUUGACUCCUCAAAGUGAUCCAGUUGACGCCCGGUAUUCGCGGAGAUGUGUGCUACAACCCGCAACUGCUUAAUUGGAAAGUUCAAACACCAAAAAAACCCUCUAAAAAGGCUUAAACCUGAGUUUUUAAAAUAUUUUUAUCACAUAUCACAAAAAAUGUAGUCACAAAAAUAAGAAAAUACAAUAAUUAGUGAAUAUUUCUCUAUGAAAAAUACAGCAGAUAAAUGAAUUUUCCAUGAUUAAUGUAUAUAUACAUUGUUUGACAGAAAAAUCAUCAAAUAAACGAAGCCGCAAAUCCGGAACCACGAAUAGGUGGGGGUCCACUUCUUUAAACACAGAUGUUAAGAGUAUGAUUACUUAAUUUUAAUAAACAACAAACUUGAUCUUACAAGAAGAAAUUUUCUAGUACAGUACAGGUACUCCUCAUUUAACGACAUACUCCUUUUACAACAACUUCAAGUUACGAUAGCAACAUGAAAAAAAAAACAAAAAAAAACAAACAAGAAACUGAAAAUAAAAACUUUGCCAAUGGUGGCCAAGAGAAAGGAUAUUCAGUGCCAAUAAUCCAGCCUAGCCUAGGUUUUGAAACCCUUGAAAUCUAUGGCUAAAACAAUAAAUAAGGCUUUAAUGUACUUUGUAAAGAAAAGUUAUAUGUACAGUUGAACCUCUUAAAGCCGGCAUUCUAUGUUUGACUUGAUUUAGCCGCCACUAGUUCGUUGCGCUACCAAAUGGGUGGCGCCACGUAUUGUUUACAACUUCAAGGCAGCAAAAAAUAUGCCAUAUCUCCUUUGUUUUUGUGAGAGUAAUUCUUAGUAAUGAAAAGAAAAUGUGUGAAUUCUUAGUAAUGAAAAAAUGUGUUAAGUCAAAUAUGUGUUUUAUAUUAACUUGAAAAUACAUUUUUUUUUUCAAAUAUUCUACUUGAGAAGUCUCUACCAGGUCAAUCCUUUUUAAUAAAAACGGAUAUUUGGCAUGCACGAUACUAGAGGUAAGAAGUGCAAGCAUAAAUCAUAAAAUAAAGAAGUUAAAAUAUAUAUGAGUAAUAAAAUGAUAAAAAGCAUUGUCAGAAUUUUGCCCUAUAGUAAGCUAGCGCCUCAAUGGCGUGGUUGGUUUGGUGUUUGCUUUUCACCUCGGUGGUUGCGGGUUCAACUCUAUGCCAUUCCAUUGAGGAGAGAGAGAUGUGUAUUUCUGGUGAUAAAAGUUCACUCUUGACGUGGUUCGGAAGUCACGUAGAGCCGUUGGUCCCGUUGCUGAAUAACCACUGGUUCCAUGCAACAUAAAAACACCAUACAAACCAAACCAAUAGUAAGCUGUUGGAAACGAGUUCUGUGUAUAGUAUAUGACUGAAAACUAAUGCUAUUAGUCAAAAUAAAGAGAAAAACGCGUUUAACGAUGAAUUCACUCAACGACGUGGUUGCUGGAACGGAACCCCAUCGUUAAACGACGAGUACCUGUAUAUCAAAAUGUUUACUCUCGCUUUAUAUUUAAAAACUUUACGGUAUUAUAAAGAUGAAGCCAUCCAUAACAGCUAAACAGUAGCAGAAUCAAAGCUUUAAGUAUCUUCCUUGGCAUUAAGGAUUGAAUGUUUUGUACACGGGGAAAGAAAUAUUGCAGUUUAUUCUGCCCAUUUUCCUGAAAUAUUUUCAGCUAAUAACCAAGUCUUAAAUAGAAAUUACUCAAGUCUAAUGCAGGUCAUCCUAAUAAAGUGAAAGUAUCUCAAAAUAUAAAGUUCUAGUUUACAGUGCAAAAUGAAAAUAGUAGUAGAAUCAAAGUUGUGUAAAAACAAACUGGGAACAUUUGCAUAGUCAAAAUGCCUGAUUUACAAUCAUUUGCAGCAGUUUUCUUUUACAUCAUUGAUUUUAAUGGAGAGGUCCGCAAGAUUUUACUGAAUUUUGAACUUGGAAAUAAAUAGUACCUGGUCCACCUUAUUAUAAUACAGAUACAUAAAGGAUGCUAUUGAUAGCAGUACUAUAUUCUAACUACUGAUUGUACUAUGUACGAAGAACAAGGUGGUGUUAAACAGCUACUGAUAAUUUACUACUAUCUAAAUUAUUUUCAAUAUUAAAAAGUUGUUUAACAAUAUUACGUCACUUUCACUAUGUAGUUAGAAAUAUGUAAAAUUUUAGUUCACUACUUCCAAACAGUUAAACGCAGAUGUGUAUAGACAUACCUUGAUUUAGUGUGCCUUAGAUUUAUUUUAAUUACUCUAAUAACAAUUAAUACACAUGAAAAACUGGGGAGUAAUGUUAAAAAAUAAUUUAACAUUUAAUGCCAUCCCAUUUGCAGCAUACAAUUUGUAUCAAUGACAAGGUCUCCACAAUACUGGUGUAAUGGUAUUUUCUUUGUAUAAGGGGAUUACUAUAUAUUAACUUUAGUUGUCUGUGAAAGAAUAGUUUUUAAAUCAGUAAAAUUAUGAAUACUGUAGAGUAGAAAUUAAACAUAUGGUAUGUUAAAAAAUGCUACAGCUGUGUGGCAUCUGCUGUGAUAGUGUGUAUUGUGAUAUGAAGCCAAUGAAUUUCAAUCACAAUCAUAAGGACAAUGCAAUACAGGUAUCUGUAGUAAAACAUGUAUCUUUUCAUUAGUUAGAAAUAUCCCUGUAGACCAUUGUGGAGUGCAGACCUUUAAUAUUUUAGUACAGUACAUCAGUAAGACUGUAACAAAGCAUGUUGUAAAAUAAAACAAAUCUGAUAGGCAUUUAUUUGACCUUGAUAACUGUGAAAUCCCUCAAAUUUAUAUAUAAUCACUUGUACUUCCAGCAUGUCAGCAUCUCUUACUGAGCGGUCAAAAGUAAUUUCACUACCUAUCACUUUUAUCAAGUUUUGUUUUAUACCAUACUUGUAUUGCAAAACAAUUUUACAUGAAUAUUAACAUACAGUACCACAAGUAAUGGGGAUCUAGGAAAGAAUUAAUUUCUCAGGGUAUUCUUCAUAUAAAUUUCUCACAAGUGAAGGUAAUCCAGAUAAUACUAGAUAUUUGUAUGUCAAACAGUAAUGUAGAAUUUAUUAUUUUUUAUUGUUUUGUACUGUGCUUGUUAAUCUAGUAAAUGUCAGAACUAUGAGCUUGAGUAUGUAGUAAAACACUUUUUAUUACCAAAUAUUAGCAAUCAACUUGGGAGUCUUUCUUCACCUCAUCCCAAGUACUUCCUAUCUGACCUAAAUUAUUCAGAAAGACAACCAACAAUGAAAAAUUAUAAAAAUCCUUACCUUUCAAACACCUAUAGAUUUACCUACCAUAAACAUUCACUGCCUAAAGUUUGAAAAGGAAUUAAUUCAAGUCCCUUACUAGUAUCAAUUACCCACAAAAAAAUGUUUUUUAAUGUUGUCAUAGUUAUCAAGAAAAAAACUGCAAGUCAUGGUCUAAGACAUAAUUCAUAAUAUCUUAAAUAUUCUAUGUCUGUCCUGAGUCAAGAAUUCCUAAUAAAGUCCCUUACAAUAACUUAACUGUGCUUUACUGUCAAAUCAUAACUAGAUUCCUUUGUAUCCCCUUGAUGUCCUUAGCAAUCAAAAGAGAAGUCUAUGGGAGAGCAAUAGUGUUGGUAAAAUUAGUACAGUACAAUACUAAAUAUAGUUUUAGAUAUCAUAAUGUUCAUGUUCCUACAUAAGCUCCUUUAUGUUUAAAUUGCAGGCUGUUUAUUACUGUAAUAUUUAAUGGGUACCAUAAGACAUAAUUUCAUAUGCUUACUGUUUAUUUAGUGUACAGAAUGAAACUAAUAUUCUGAUUAUGUCAUGUACUUUUUAAUCUUACUGAAUUAAUAAUGUUUUUUUAAUCACUCCAUAAACAUUCAAGACCUCAAGUGAUUGGAAAAUCUUAAGAAUAAAUAGUGUACUGCAAUUUUUAUGUUAGUCCUUUUCUAAUACAAGUCAGAUAAAGUUUGUUGGCAAAAUAAAUUACUGUGGUUGGAAAAAGUGCAAUUGUGUAACAGACUGUUUGUAAUAUGUAUUAGCUACUGGAACUAGGAUGGCUAGUUUUAUACACGUGCAAGUUUGAAAAUCUUUAUGUUACUUAUAUUAACUAUAAUGAGCUCUUCUGACUAACGAAAAGAGAAAGAACCACUAUGUAACUAUAUGAAAGCACAAUCAUAGGCACAUUAAAGCUGAGUUGCUGUCUCACAAACCUACAGUAUGUUAGUUUUCAAAGUAAGUUUAUAGGAAAAAAUGAUAGCAGCCUUACAUAUUUACUAUUUGUUGGUCCUGACUGAUAAUGAUUAUUCAGGGCACCUACAAUAUUUUUUCCCUACAGUUCAUUGGGUCUUAACAUGUUGUACAACUGGGAAAUUGUAAGGUUAAAAUUUUCACUCAACACUCCAUACAUAAAGAUGUAGUUCUCAUGUAUAUAGAAACAGGCCCUCACUGAAAAGUAAUUUUGGUUUUUGAUAUUAUUAAUAUAAAAAUAUACAAAAGCAUACAUAAUAAUGAGCUAGCCAUACUAUAGACCAGCAAAUUCAGUACAAGGUCGUUAAUAUUUCUAUACUAAGUUGAAGAGUAACACUUCCAUAUCAGCCAACCCUUUUCAAACUUAGCUAUUCUACACAGCCUAAAACCUUCAGAAUAUUUUGUUUACAUGUGAAGCAUAGAAAUCUGAAAUAUAAAUGGCAAUUACAACUGUACUGAUAUAAAAAAAGAGUUUCUAGCAUAAUAUGUUACUUCCAGAACAGUAAAACCGACAAUGCAAAUCAUAGAAAAUAUGAUGAUUAAAUUUCACAUGGAUUGCAACUUAACAUAAACUUCAAGGAACUAGGCAAAAAAAACUUUAAUUUGCAUGCCUAAGCAUCAUGCAUUAUUGUAAACAUACAAAAGGAAUUAGUGACAAAAUGUUUGUGAUGAACUACUAUUGUUGAUGCUGUAACUCAAAGAAUCUGAGGAAUAUAAAAUGCAUAAUGUGCAGCAAUAUUAAAGUACUCUAUUUAAAAAGAGAAAUAAAGCAUGAUAGUUUAAAUAAAAAUACUAAUAAUCAAGAGAAAAAAAUCAAAUGUUCACUAAAAAUUUACCAAAGUACUAUUGUCUAAAGUGCAGCCGUAGCAAGUUACCAGAACUAGAAUGCAAUUCCUUCCUUGAAACUAAAUUAAGAUGAAUCUAAAAAAAAAAAUUACAUUGCCAUUACAUUCUUCAUAAGUAAAGCAUCACUCACAGGAAUAAAAAAAAAAAAAAAAAGAAAAAAA
Messenger RNA from Macrobrachium nipponense, 11003 nucleotides. RefSeq names its product myotubularin-related protein 6-like (gene Mtmr6). NCBI's taxonomy places the organism in Eukaryota, Metazoa, Arthropoda, Malacostraca, Decapoda, Palaemonidae. Gene Ontology annotation, biological process: phosphatidylinositol dephosphorylation. Gene Ontology annotation, molecular function: metal ion binding; phosphatidylinositol-3-phosphate phosphatase activity; phosphatidylinositol-3,5-bisphosphate phosphatase activity. Gene Ontology annotation, cellular component: membrane; cytoplasm. The record is from RefSeq and is a predicted model, not a curated record.